Messenger RNA from Homarus americanus (American lobster), 1965 nucleotides. RefSeq lists its product as uncharacterized. Gene Ontology annotation, molecular function: peptidyl-prolyl cis-trans isomerase activity. The record is from RefSeq and is a predicted model, not a curated record. NCBI's taxonomy places the organism in Eukaryota, Metazoa, Arthropoda, Malacostraca, Decapoda, Nephropidae. Gene Ontology annotation, biological process: protein peptidyl-prolyl isomerization. The coding region runs from base 563 to 1336 and encodes 257 amino acids. The transcript is spliced from 5 exons.
CCCUCUCUUUUUCUCGCAUUAUAAAAUGUCUAGGCAGGAAAGUGCCACGUUGGUGGAGAGUAAAUUAUCUCUAACACAUCCUGUCUCUCUUGGCUUAUCUCAACACACUGGUGUCACUGCCUCAUUCACUCGUCUGCAUCAACAAGAACUGUUUGUUUGCAUAUCUCACUCGAAGAUCCCAUUAUCAAAUCCGUGAAGAUAUAUCACUCAAACUAAAAAAAAAAUUUAUUUGAAUAAUAGGCAGUAAAUUACAUUUCCAAAUAGUAAACAAGAUGGCAACACUGCAUCCUGUUACUUAUUGUUAUAUUUAAAACAUUGGUUUCAAGACUCAAAACCCAAGUUGAUAUACAUACGGCAACAUAUCUUACCCGAAGAAGGCUUACGAAGUGACAAAUCUCACAUGACAAGUGCCAGAUGACAGCUAUAAAGUGACAGGAAGAGUGGACUGGUGACCCGCUCUGUGAGCUGUUGACAUCCGCCAACCCUGAUGAGUGAACUAGUUACUUGUGGGGUGUGUUCAGCUCGACUUCUCCUGGAUCACACAGUGUAAGGAAGAGACAGGAUGCUGUCAAAUUUCAUGACCGAUAUCAUCGUCCAGGUGGGUCUGGGCCGUAGCCCUCAGCCCUCACCCAACCUACAGAGACGUUUUCCAACCCUCCGCUCCAUCCCCGACGCCGCCACUUCCAGCGAGCAGUUCUUUGUUGACUUCUCCUGUCAAGACCAGCCCCAGGGAAGAAUUGUAAUGGAGGUGCUGGAAGGGACGAGUAACAUGGGGCUGGAAUUCAUGGCUCUACUGACGGGGAAACGAGGCUACGGGUACAAGGGUUCGAGGGUGUUCGCCUGUUGCCAGAACGACUGGUGUAUGAUGGGUGACCUGCUGUACGAUGCCCCACAGGUCCUCAUCACCACACCACACCACGACUGGGAUCCUCUGGAAGAAGACGACGAUGAUGACGAUGAUAAUGACGAAGAGUGCAGGUUCCUCCGUAGCGACCAGAGGUGGAACACAGAGAGGGAAGUUACACCCAGGACCCUUCAUCAUGGAUACAAGGGAGUCAUCGAGACCCAGGAAUUGAAGCAGGGGGACGUGCGGGGGACGGUGGUGGCCGUGGCCUCAGACCUGCACUUAGACCCUGACCGAUAUACCUGGAGUUGGACAUUAGGGCCACAGUUUAAGAUCUGUCUUAGUGAUAGUUUCAUCAGGUCAGGUCGUGUGGUGGGUCAGGUCACACAAGGUAUGGAUGUGGUUCAGAAGUUGUCACAGAUGGGUGAACAGGGCUCGUUUGAACCUCAUCCCAGAAUCACCAUGGCGGAUUGUGGCUCCUAUACUAAGUGAGACGCUCUCUACCAUCACCCCCUGCACCACUACCACCUGCGUCACCACCUGCACCACUACCACCUGCGUCACCACCUGCACUACCACUUACACCAUCACCUGCUGAUAAUUUCCACAACCACAACUUCCUGAUGACUUUUUUCCUCCACCUGCUGACACUCCCCCAGCCUGCCAUUUGCUGACAUCCUCCACCUGGCUGUCGUUUGCUGACAUCCCCCCACCUGCUUGCCAUUUGCUGACACCCCCACUAUUUACUGACACUCACAACCUGCUGACACUCUCGAAGACUACUGAUUUGACUUGACUGACUGACUGACUGACUGACUCCAUGUGACUCUCUUGUCUCUAUAGUACAAGAUUAAUCCCAUUAACUAUAUCUUAUUAACAUGUAUCUUAGAACAAGACGUCAGGAAACACAUAAUUGUAACUGUGAGGUUUUGUACCCAAGCAUGACGGUGAGCUGUAUCCGUGAGUUGCUCUUUUUCUCUUGAUGAAACUCUAGAUUAAUACAUAAAUCACCGUGGUUGGAUUUAUGUAUUAGUAUGAAUAGUAUUGUGUAUUUUUUGUAACCUACCAUUUCAAUCCUCUGAGUAUGUUGGGCAGAAUUGAAAUAACCUAACCUAAUCUAA